GCCCACCACUGGCCAGACUCUAUGCUGUGGCCCGAGAUCCUCACAGUCUCUGGGUGGGCUGGGAACCUGCCAGCACCCAGCCUCAGGGUUAUGUGAUUGAGUGGGGCCUGGGUCCCCCCAGCCCCAGCAGCGGCAAUAAGAACUGGAGGAUAGAGCAUAAAGGGACCAUCGCAGGGACCUUGCUACAAGAGAACAUCAGACCCUUUGAGCUCUAUGAGAUCACUGUGACCCCUCUAUACCAGGACGCCGUGGGACCCUCCCAACAUGUCUAUGCCUACUCCCAAGAGAAGGACCCACCCCGUGCCCCAGAGAUGCAUCUGAAACACAUUGGCAAGACCUGGGCUCAGCUGGAGUGGGUGCCUGACACCCCUGAGCUAGGGAAGAGCCCCCUAACCCACUACACCAUCUUCUGGACCAACACUCGGAAUCAGUCCUCCUCUGCCGUCCUGAAUGCCUCUUCCUGGAGCUUUGUCCUCCACGGCCUGGAACCUGCCAGCUUGUAUCAUGUCCACCUCAUGGCCACCAGCCAGGCCGGGGCCAUGAACAAUACAGGGCUCACCCUGAUGACCUUGGCCCUGGAUGAGUCUGAGCUGCACAUCCUCUUGGGCCUGUUUGGCCUUCUGCUGUUGCUCAUCUUCCUCUGUGGGGCUGCCUGGCUGUGCUGUAGCUCCAGCAGGAAGAAUCACCUCUGGCCAAGUGUCCCAGACCCAGCCCAUAGCAGCCUGAGUGCCUGGGUGCCCACCAUCAUGACGGAGGAAAUCUUUCAGCUGCCCAGCCUUCGGGACCCUGGCAUGCCCCCCAUCGCCAAGAUCACGGUGAUGGAGGAGGAAGAGAAGAAGCCAGGGCCCUGGGAGUCCAGUGACAGCUCCGGGACCUGUGACCUCCCCACCCUGGUCCAGGCCUAUGUGCUCCAGGGAGAAUCAAAAGAAGCUUUCAGUCAGCCCCAGCCCCAGUCUGGCCCCAAUGAUCAGGUCCUUUACGGGCAGGUGUUGGGCGGCCCCACAAGCCCAGGGCCAGAGCACUACCUACGCUGCAACUCCACCCAGCCCCUGUUGGGAGGGCUCACCCCUAGCCCCAAGUCCUAUGAGAACCUCUGGUUUCAGACCAGCCCUCUAGGGGCCCCAGUUGCCCUAUCCCCAAGCCCUGAGGAUGAUUGUGUCUUUGGACCAUUGCUCGACUUCCCCCUGCUACAAGGGCUCCGAGUCCAUGGAGUGGAAGGGAUGGGAAGUUUCUAG
This is a messenger RNA of Chrysochloris asiatica (Cape golden mole), 1235 nucleotides long. RefSeq names its product granulocyte colony-stimulating factor receptor-like. Gene Ontology annotation, cellular component: external side of plasma membrane; signaling receptor complex. Gene Ontology annotation, molecular function: cytokine receptor activity; granulocyte colony-stimulating factor binding. Lineage: Eukaryota; Metazoa; Chordata; Mammalia; Afrosoricida; Chrysochloridae. The record is from RefSeq and is a predicted model, not a curated record. The transcript is spliced from 7 exons. The annotation marks the transcript as partial. Gene Ontology annotation, biological process: cytokine-mediated signaling pathway.